AUGAGUUGGGCCAACGAGAGCAUCACUGAAGCAUUUGUUCUCUUAGGUUUCUCGGAUCAGCCAUGGCUGGAGUUCCCACUCUUUGUGGUCUUCUUGACUUCUUACAUAGUGACCAUCUUUGGAAAUGUCAACAUCAUUCUGCUGUCCCGUUUGGACCCCAGACUCCACACCCCCAUGUACUUCUUUUUGACUAAUCUAUCAGCCAUAGACCUGUGUUACAUCACAUGCACAGUGCCACAGAUGCUGGUCAAUUUACGCAGCAUUAGGAAAGUAAUCAGUUAUGGUGGCUGUGUGGCCCAGCUCUUCAUGUUCCUGGCCUUGGGGGCUACUGAGUGUGUCCUUCUGCCAGUCAUGUCCUUCGACAGGUUCGUAGCCAUCUGUCGGCCUCUCCAUUACUCAGUCAUCAUGCACCAGAGGCUCUGCCUCCAGUUGGCAGCUGUGUCAUGGAUCAUUGGCUUUGGAAACUCGGUGUGGCUGACCAUCCUCACUCUCCAGUUGCCACGCUGUGGCCACUAUGUCAUAGAUCACUUUCUCUGUGAAGUGCCUGCACUGCUCAAGUUAUCUUGUGCUGAUACGACUGCAAAUGAGGCCGAACUAUUCUUUGUUAGUGUGCUCUUCCAUCUUCUACCUCUGACUCUCAUCCUCAUAUCCUAUGCUUUCAUUGCCCGUGCAAUCUUGAAAAUCCAAUCUGCUGAAGGACGACAGAAGGCCUUUGGGACCUGUGGCUCCCAUCUCAUAGUGGUGUCACUGUUCUAUGGCACAGCUGUCUCCAUGUACCUACUGCCACCUUCACCACACUCCAAAGACCCAAGAAAAAUGGUUUCCCUUUUCUAUGGAAUCAUUGCACCCAUGCUCAACCCACUUAUCUAUACACUUAGGAACAAAGAGGUAAAGGAAGCCUUUAAAAGGUUGAUCAAGAGAUUCUUCUUAACCAAAAGCUAA
Acomys russatus (golden spiny mouse) is the source of this 942-nucleotide messenger RNA. RefSeq names its product olfactory receptor 11. Gene Ontology annotation, molecular function: G protein-coupled receptor activity; olfactory receptor activity. Lineage: Eukaryota; Metazoa; Chordata; Mammalia; Rodentia; Muridae. Gene Ontology annotation, biological process: G protein-coupled receptor signaling pathway. Bases 1 to 942 code for a protein of 313 amino acids. The record is from RefSeq and is a predicted model, not a curated record. The transcript has a single exon. Gene Ontology annotation, cellular component: membrane.